Messenger RNA from Diabrotica virgifera virgifera (western corn rootworm), 2263 nucleotides. RefSeq names its product peptidyl-alpha-hydroxyglycine alpha-amidating lyase 2. NCBI's taxonomy places the organism in Eukaryota, Metazoa, Arthropoda, Insecta, Coleoptera, Chrysomelidae. Gene Ontology annotation, biological process: peptide metabolic process. The transcript is spliced from 7 exons. Gene Ontology annotation, molecular function: catalytic activity; protein binding. The coding region runs from base 44 to 1204 and encodes 386 amino acids. Gene Ontology annotation, cellular component: membrane; extracellular region. The record is from RefSeq and is a predicted model, not a curated record.
GCGCCUUCCAUUUCGCCGCGUCCUCUAUUGAUCUCAGUCGGCCAUGGUCACCUCAAUUGUCUCCGCUGUUUCCGUACUCGGGUUGCUAGUGCUCCGGCUGUCUGCUCUGCCCUUCGAAGAAGACGGCCAAAGGGACACCAAGGCCUUGUACGAUGAAGUCAGGCAGUUGCUGCAACUCAACCAAGGGUAUUUGCAGGAUGCGCCUCAAUCAGAGGAACAAACGACCGUAGCUGACAUAUCAGAAAAACCUGAUGUACCAAAAGUUGUACAAAACUGGCCAGAGGAACCCUUAAAGUUGGGGCAGGUCUCAGGAGUAUCAGUUAAUUCUGCUCUUCAACCUGUUAUAUUCCACCGAGUAGAUCGAGUGUGGGAUGAAACUACAUUCAAUGAAACGCACCACUACCAACAAACGCAUCUGGGACCAAUACGAGAACAUACAGUUCUUACUCUAGAUCCACAAACAGGAAAAGUGCUUGGAAGAUGGGGAGCUGAUUUCUUCUACAUGCCACACGGCUUAACUAUUGACAGGCAUGACAACAUUUGGGUAACCGACGUCGCUCUGCAUCAAGUUUUUAAGUUUAAACCUGGAGAGCUUCAGCCGUCUCAGACUUUUGGCCAAAGAUUAGAACCAGGAGCAGAUAAAAGGCAUUUCUGUAAACCUACAUCAACCGCUAUUGCCUCUACAGGAGAGAUCUUCAUUGCUGACGGAUACUGUAACUCAAGAAUACUCAAAUAUAAUGCUGCUGGUGUUUUACUUCGAAUAUUUCCUACUGCACCAGAAAUUCUAUCCCUUCAAGUGCCUCACGGACUGGCCCUCAUAGAAUCAUUGGACAGGAUUUGUGUUGCUGACAGAGAAAAUAUGCGGGUUGUAUGUCCUAGAGCAGGAUUAUACACCUUGCAAGGAAAGAAGGAACCGCCUCUAACGAUCACUUUACCCGAUAUGGGACGAGUCUUUGGAGUUUCUGCCAAAGGCAAGCUCGUUUACGCAGUGAAUGGCCCCACGUCCACUCUUCCCGUCCAGGGUAUGACCAUCGACCCACAGACAGAGUCGGUCAUCGAUCAUUGGGCGCCUGAGGAGAAACUUGGACAGAAAUUUGGAAACCCCCAUGACAUCGCAGUGUGUCCAAACGGUUCUGCAUUGUACGUCGUCGAAAUAUAUCCAAACAGGGUGUGGAAGUUCGAUCUAGUCCAACCUAAGAAAUAGCGAGGCCUACGUAGUGGAAAAAAAUCGCAACAAUAAUAUCUUACCUAGUAUCACUUAACAAUGCUUCCGUCUUUUAUUCGCAAAACUGUAGUUUAGAAAUUUGUUCAAAAGUUUAGUGAAAAGUUACUGAAGAAGUCAAAAAAGUUACUCAUUUGUUAGUUGUUUUCUUAUUGAGUCUCAUUAGUUUUGUUAUUUCCCUAUCAUAGAACCCCUGCAAUGGCUUCUUUUGAAAACAUUCAUCUUCAUCAUAAACCAUAUCAUAUUCAUAAGUUAAAAAGUAGAUACAAAUUGACAGAAAUAUCUGAAACUGCCAAGGUCAGACGAUCCAAAACUUUGGUUAUGCAACGUUGUCAGAUCAAUCGAGUUUUUAAGGUUUUUCGGUUUUUUAUUUUUUAUCUGUUCCACAGUAAACUGUCCUUCUGCUUACUUUUGCGUAAAUUUAAAGACAUUGUGUAUCAUUUCAUGGUAUCCUAUUUUUCACCUCACUUAAUAUUCACGUUUAUUAAAAAAUAUUAAAAUGUAUUCUAAAUAAACAACUAUAUUCGACUAUUUUAUCUGCCUAUGUCGCAAAACCACAGACUGCGUGCACAACGCAUUUUAAAUGUAUUUUUACUGCUUGCACCAACGUGCUCAACUGAAGUCCUGUCUUCUUUAUUUGCUACCUAAGUGAUCUUCGCGGUUUCAGAUAAUGCUGUCCAAUUGUACUUUUCCACUGAACUUCCCCUCUUAAAUUGUUCAUCAUUAGUAAAAAAUAUAUAAAACAUUAGUUUUAAUUUUAUAUCUUUAACUUACAACUUACAUAUUAUAUAUUGGCUUCUUCUUUAGCUACUUGUUACCCAAAGUUACAUAUUGAGAUUAAAACAUAGUUAACGGAAUACUUCACGACAUUAUUCUAAAGAAUGUCUUUUAUAGAUUUUUAAGAGGUCUUUACAUUUUGUAAGAAGUUUAGCAAAAAGUAAUAAGGUGAUUUAGACCAAAAACCUGUAUACUUGUUGAAGUAUGUAUAGUAUUUAUGUAGACAACAGUAGACAAUAAAAAUAUACAGACAAUUAUUAUGGA